AUGGCUCAAGAGAUAUUGAAAUCAUAUCACAGUAAAGAUAGCAAAGUUCAUCCUUCUGUGGAUGAAUCUGUGUUGACGAUUUAUGGAAGCAAGUUUUGUCCGUUUACUCAGAGAUGUCUCAUCACUUUGGAUGUAAAGCAUAUACCACACAAUUUCGUCGGAAUCGACUUAAUGAACAAACCUGAUUGGUAUUUACAGAUUUGUCCAACUGGGAAAGUUCCUUUUUUGAAAGAAGGCGACAAAGAAUUAACUGAAUCUCUGGUAAUUGUCAACUAUCUUGAUGAACUCAAACAGCCUACAAUUCAUCCGGCAGAUCCAUAUGUUAAAGCACGAGGGUCUCUUAUUGUUGAUGAGUUAUUUCCCACUGCUCUGACUGCUAUCAAAAACUUGAAAAACAAAGAGGCAACUGUGGAACAGAAAAUCGAUGAAAUCAAGAAAGCAUUAGCUAAAUUGGAUGAAAAAUUUUCUCAAAUUAAAACCAAAUAUCUUCAAAGUGAUGAACAGCCUUAUUAUGCAGACUACAUGACUUGGACAGCUUUGGAGAUGAUUGUUCCAGUUCUACGCACUCUGAAUUAUCCAUCAUUCAACUCUGAGAAAGAGCUAACCGAAGCAUAUCCGUCAUUGGCUAAAUAUUUACAUUUAAUGAGUCAAAGCCCAUCAAUUCAACGUAUCUGCCUGUCACCAGAAGUACUUGCUGAUUAUUAUUCAAUCCUUUGA
Molecule: messenger RNA, 717 nt
Organism: Tetranychus urticae (two-spotted spider mite)
Lineage: Eukaryota; Metazoa; Arthropoda; Arachnida; Trombidiformes; Tetranychidae
Product: probable glutathione transferase omega-2
Cellular component (GO): cytoplasm
Molecular function (GO): glutathione transferase activity
Source: RefSeq, marked provisional